AUGGCAGGUGUUUUAUUUGAAGAUAUAUUUAAUGUUAAAGACAUGGACCCAGAAGGAAAGAAAUUCGACCGAGUGAGUCGAUUGCAUUGCGAAUCGGAAUCGUUUAAAAUGGACCUUAUUUUGGAUAUAAAUUCUUGGAUCUACCCCAUGGAACUCGGUGAUAAGUUUCGAUUGGUAUUAGCAACGACCCUACGGGAGAAUGGCUAUCCUGAUGGUGGUGAAUGGAACCCAUUAGAAACGGAGGGAAACCGUGCCGACAGUUUUGAAUAUGUUAUGUACGGCAAAGUUUAUAGGAUAGAUGGUGAUGAAGCAGGCAUGGAACCAGCGUCUCGGUUAUCAGCGUAUGUCUCCUUUGGUGGUCUCCUCAUGAGGUUACAAGGAGACGCAAAUAAUUUGCAUGGCUUUGAAGUCGAUCAGCAUAUGUAUCUACUAAUGAAGAAGUUAGCUUUCUAG
Molecule: messenger RNA, 453 nt
Organism: Leptosia nina
Lineage: Eukaryota; Metazoa; Arthropoda; Insecta; Lepidoptera; Pieridae
Source: the annotation of a GenBank genome assembly